Dinoponera quadriceps is the source of this 2916-nucleotide messenger RNA. It is a transcript of the gene magu, whose product is annotated as SPARC-related modular calcium-binding protein 2. Bases 487 to 2157 code for a protein of 556 amino acids. Gene Ontology annotation, cellular component: basement membrane. The transcript is spliced from 10 exons. Gene Ontology annotation, molecular function: extracellular matrix binding; calcium ion binding; heparin binding. The record is from RefSeq and is a predicted model, not a curated record. Lineage: Eukaryota; Metazoa; Arthropoda; Insecta; Hymenoptera; Formicidae. Gene Ontology annotation, biological process: extracellular matrix organization.
UAUCGGGCCAGAGGCUGCUCCAGCGGCCAAGCAAGUGGCAAGUGCCAGUUGCUCCGCAGCAUUCGCCACGGUUGGUCGCGAUUGCCGGACGUACGGUGGUGUUGCGCUGCUCUCUCGAGAGGGAUCUCGCGGACAGACUCUAAGCUCUCUCUCUCUCUCUCCCUCUCGCGGUCUCUCCUUUGGUUCUUCGAUCGGUGACGCGCAUUCUCGAUCGCCCGCAAAACCGUCCGUGUCGCGCAGGUAGUCGCGAUCGUCGAGCGGUCCCGCCGGGACCCAGCCUGUCAAAUGAAUUGAACGGGGAAACAUGCGGCGCUGUGUCGGGAACGCAACGCAAGCCGGACCGAGUGGGUGCAUGUGAGCACACAUAGCGUGUGCGUGUCGUGCGUGUGUGAGUUCUUUUCUUCGUUUCUUCCUCCUCCCCCCCUCCGGCGACUUUCUGUCAUUGUCCGAAAACGCGAGGUGCCGACGAGAACGCGAGACGAUACGAUGUUGUCGACGAUACGCGUUGUCGUAUUCCUGUCGCUCGUCGUCGCCGAUCUCCACGCCGUGGCCAACACCGUCACAACGGCUAAGGAGGAGUGUAGGAAGAGGAUAGCCGAAUGCAUGAUGAAUGGCGGUGGAAACAUGCCAGUGUGUGGAAGUGACGGAAUUACAUACUCCAGUCAGUGUGAGGCUAUCUCUAGGCAAUGCAAAGGCGUGUCUAUUCUUAUCAAACAUACUGGGCCUUGUCCAGAGACACCGGCGUGCUUCUCGGCGAAGCUGACUGCUCGAACGGGCGCGGAGCCCACUUGUCGACAGGACGGUACGUACGCGCCGGUCCAAUGUCACGCGGAAACCGGGUAUUGCUGGUGCGUGACGCCGCAAGGUCGGCCGUUGCCCGACACGUCGGUAAGACACAAAAGACCACGAUGUUUGAGACCCGGUUCCAGAUCUGCUUCCGCUGCUUCCACUAGGAGCGGCCAGAGACGGCGCUCGCCGAAUUUCAAACAGCGCAGGCAGUAUGACAGCAACCGGCACCGGAAUACUUGCGAUCGCAACGAAAAGGCCAAGUUCAACGCGAACCUCAUCGAGAACUUCAAGAUCGAGUACAGACGGACGAACAUAUCCGCUGAUGGCGAUAAGGACGUCGGGCGUGUGCUCUCAUGGAAAUUCGCGACUCUGGACAAGGACGGGGACGGCUUCUUGAACAGAACGGAGUACAAGGAGCUUAGAAGACUCGCUAAGAAGGCGGUGAGACCGAAGAAGUGCGCACGCACGUUCGCCCGCACGUGCGACCUAAAUCGAGAUUUAAAGCUAUCCAAACAGGAAUGGGGUGCUUGCCUCGUGAAUGAUUUCACUCUACAUUUGUUCUUGUCGCUGAACCCCGCAGACGAGCGCCCCGAGGUCCCUGAGGCCCAAAGGACACGGGCCACGGACCAAGUUUUAAAAGGUAGCCCUGCACCUAUUCAUUCGAAACCGACGUUUACCGACGAACUUACGGACACUAAGGAGGAAAAUGAUGCGAUUGAUUGUACCGCGGAUAGAAAAGCGGCGUUGGAAGAUCAAAUACAUUCGGAAGAGAAGUUUUACGUUCCGGAAUGUACACCCGAUGGAAGAUACCUUCGAAUACAAUGUUAUUCGGGUUAUUGCUGGUGUGUGUAUCAGGACACGGGCAAACCUAUACCGGGAACAUCCGCGAAAAAUCUCGUGCCAAAUUGCAACCCAGUUCCAACUCCCAGCAGACCUAUGAAAGGAUGUCCGGAUUUGAAAAAGCAACUAUUUCUCCGAGAUCUAAUGGAUCUCAUGCAAACGAAGAUGAAGGAAUCGAACACCGAAUCCGACGAGACUACCACCAACUGGCAGGCGUCUAAGGAGGAGAGGAUAGCUACGUGGCAUUUUGUGAUGCUUGAUAAAAAUAAGAACAAGGUUUUAGAAAGGAAAGAAUGGAAAAGUUUUCGUGAAAUGGUGGCGAAUAACAAGCAGCUUCGGAGAUGCGGCAAGAAGCUACCGAGAUACUGUGACAUCAAUAAUGACAGAAAGAUCAGUAUGACGGAGUGGCUUAGUUGUCUCAAUGCUCAACGUUCAACGACAGGUGACAAUAUGGAGAAAGCAUCGACGAGUAAACCGAAGAGGAUGGGCCCGAAUCCACUAGACAAGUUUCUUAAUGACGAUGAUUAGCAGCAUAAUGUGAUAAUAAAGUGUGCUCGCGAUUUCGUAAAAGGACGAUCAUCCUUUUCGCUAUUGAACUCUAAAUCAGUUGCCGUUGAAGACUCUGAUUUUUAAUGUAUUUUGUAACCGUUAAUGUGAGUAUAGCUGAUGUGUCAUAGUAAAAUAAUAUAACGAUAAAUUUAAUCGCAUUGUAAAAAAAAUUUUUAUUGCAGAUAUUGCAAGAUCUCGAUAUAAAAGUAUAUCUUUUAUGUUUCUAUUAAUUGUUAUAGUGAAUGCAUACGCGUUGUAGCCAAACAACGUGCACAUCAGCGUACUUUAGUACCGAAUGUCAAUGUAGUAAUUGACAUAAAAUUUUUAAGACAGCUAAAAUGUAUUUACAAUACGAUAUAUGAUAUGAAAUAUUCGGCUGACGACCAUAUUGCAAUGCGUAAAUGUCAGGUGAAUCGGCAAAUUCAUAUGUUUGCUUAGGAUUACGCAAUGUAUUAGAUGAAUUAGUUGCAGCUUAUGAACUUACAUAUUGACGUAAUUAUACGAUAAAUAAUUAACUGCCGUUUUGAGGAUUUUGUAUUGAAAAGUUUUCUUUAAGUUUGAGAUUAAAAUUGGAAAGAAAUCUUAUACGUGUAUUAUUUUAAGAAGAAAUUAUAGAAAUAUGUAGUUGAACGAUUAUUUUUGCUUAAAUAUCAGAAUUUCUUUAUACUUUUUUACGAAGACUGUGUAAUCGUUAUAUUUUUAGUGCAAUUUUUUUAAGAAUAAUUUGACAUUUCUUUC